UCAGUCUAGAUCGUUUUGAUUUCCGGGACAACUGUAUAUGGUAUAACACAUAUUAAAUUCAAAUUAUUCUAAUUUUCAGGUGAAACGAUGAAGCUACAAACUUUUGCCGCGCUUUUGCUACUCGGGCUGGCUCAUGCCGCCCCUUCCAACAAAAAACGUGUCAUUGUGAACAAAGAACAGUUCCCAGAAAAAUUGGUCAAGUACACUGGCGAACAUGACAUAGUUAAGAUAGUGGUUCCUGUGAAUUCCUUAAAUUUCGACGACUUUGAUUCUAUAGUGGAAGAAACAACUAAAAUUCAUCCCAAUCCCAAUAUAGUGGGUAACUUAACCGUAUUCUUUAUUGAAGCUGAUGUUGACGAAAGCGGUAAACUGAACUACCAAGGCUUAUACGUAUUGAAAAACAACAAAGCGAAGAAGAUUCUGGAAAACGGAAGAGAUGCGGCUGCUUCAAGUGGUGACAAUACAAGAGUCUACUUAGCUGCAAGUGACGGUCUGUACCUUUACAACGAUGAAGACCAAUCUGCUCAAAAGUACGGCUCAAUCACUGACAAUAUCAUUGCUAUCGAUAAGGAGAGUGAAACCGAUGUAUUAUACAUCUUAACUGAAGACAACACCGUAUAUAAAGUCACUGACAAUGGAAACAAAAAGGAGAAACUCGAAGAUGUCAAAAACGCCCAGAAAUUUGUGAUAGAUAAUGAAGACAAUCUGUACUUCUAUACUACUGAUAAGAAACUCUAUGUGCGAACGUCUGAGGGAGUUAAACAAGUCGCCGGAUUGCCUGAAGAGCCUUCCAGCCUUUUUCUGCCGAAAUGUCCGAUUGUCCUUGAUGACUUACUUCCAAUUCUUGUUGACGAAAAACUCUAUAUUGUUUACGCAAACGGAACCAGUACAUCAUCUGAAGUUGAAUUCGCUACUGAUUUCCAUCCUACUGCUUUUGCUCCAGAAGGUUCGGUUGUCCAAUACUACGGAUACAACAAGAAAAUCUAUGAAUUCAAUUUACUUGCGAUACAAAGUGAGAACAAUGCUAGAAUUAAAAGUGACGAUUUGAUAAGAAUUGCUGUAGAAAAACUAAUCAAGAAUAAGAAUAAGGAAUAAUUAAUCUGAGAUUUAAAUAACGUAAUUAAAAAUUUAAAUGUAAAUGUAAAUAAAAAUUUAUAUAACCGAA
Molecule: messenger RNA, 1165 nt
Organism: Colias croceus (clouded yellow)
Lineage: Eukaryota; Metazoa; Arthropoda; Insecta; Lepidoptera; Pieridae
Exons: 1
Coding region: 88-1095 (335 amino acids)
Molecular function (GO): protein binding
Source: RefSeq, a predicted model, not a curated record